This is a messenger RNA of Sclerotinia sclerotiorum 1980 UF-70, 558 nucleotides long. RefSeq lists its product with no specific name. The record is from RefSeq and is a predicted model, not a curated record. Bases 1 to 558 code for a protein of 185 amino acids. NCBI's taxonomy places the organism in Eukaryota, Fungi, Ascomycota, Leotiomycetes, Helotiales, Sclerotiniaceae. The transcript has 3 exons.
AUGGACUCUAGACUCCAGCCCGUCGGCGAGCAAAGCGUCAUGUUUUCAGAUCCAUUCGAUAGCCAAUCCAUGGGUUCACCACUCAAAAAAUCCACCACAAAUACCUCCUCUCACUUAGAUUCUCCUUUCGAUGACUACGAACAAGAUUGGAAGACCGUUACCCACGAACGAGACAGCUGGGCAACUCGAGAAAGACGACGCUCCACUCCUUUCGCAAACAUCAGUAAUGCUGCUUUCAUGGGCAGCCAUCACGAAGCAAAACAUGGCCGUAGCGGCAGUUCAACUCAGCCACGAAAGGGAUCUAUUCUUAGCGUGUGGUCUGACCCUAAUGGCGACGAAGAACCCGAUGAUUUAUUAGUGAGAGUAUCGAGCAGGAAGUCGGAGGACCCUAGGAGUGGGAGAAGGGGAAGUGUUCUGAGAGGUAUCAACGUCGACAGGAAGGAGUAUUUAUUUGGAUUGUUGUACAUGGCGACAUAUGAUACAUGGGCAGGUCCCGUUGUUUGGGGCAUUGGGACGAUGAUGAGUCACGAGUUUUAUAUCUACAAGUUGUAUUAUUAG